AUCAAAAAUAAAUAAUGGUGCCGAAAGUAGCCACCGCCACCACCGUAAUAUCAGCAGAUACAAAGAGAGGCCAACGAAGAAUUACAUUUGUUUUGCUGUAAAGGAAGAAAGUCCACUAUUAUUCUUUCUUCUUCCUCUUCACUGUAUGGUUUAGUCAAACUAUUUUGUCCACGAUCUGUUUGCUGGUGAGACUGACUCAAACAACCUGGAGAAUAAGAAGAAGGAAAAUAAAGAUGAUCAGUGAUCGGUCUGAGUUCAGAGUUCAAAUACGGAGAUUAUUUGUGAUCGUGAUCAGAACUUCCUAUAGAUGGAUCAGCAGUCAUCCCUUUCUCCUUGGCUGUGUUGGGGGUUUGUAUCUUGUGUAUAGAGCUUGUCCUCUUUUAUUUUCUCCCUUGCUGGCUGCAUCUCCUGUUCUGGUCUGCACAUUCGUUUUGCUUGGGGCGAUUCUUAGUUUCGGAGAGCCGAAUAUUAUACCUGAGAUCGAGAUCGAAACAGCAGAGCCGGAAACUACUGUUCACGAGGCUGCUCCUUUUAGAACUGAGGUUUCGAGGGAUCCUACUGUUGUUGUUGAGAGUGGCGACGAGAGUUUUACGGUGGAGAGGCUGGUGAGCACGGAGAAAGAUGGAAAUGGUGAUGCUGACAGAGUAGUGGAAAACCAGCUGAAUGAGGUUGAGGAACAACAUUUUGAUUACAGGCCUUUGGUUGAUGAGGUCAAACGUGAGAGUCAGGUUAAGUUUGAGGAGAGAGCAUUUGUUUUGGAUUUGGAGAAGAAGGGAGAUGGAGAAGAGGAGAAGUUUAUUGGAAAUGAUGGGAAGCAUGAUGCAGAACAGCCGAGGAAAAUUGGUGGAUCUUUAGAUGAAAUGAUGGAGGAGGAUUCAAAGGAUGUAUCUCCAGUCUCACCUUGGAGACCAAUGAGGCAUGAGGAGGGCGAGGAUGAUGAUGAUGCAGACGACUCACUGGAUUCUAGUUCUGAUGGUGCGGAAAGUUCUUCACCUGACCCCUCUAUGACAGACAUCAUCCCCAUGCUUGAUGAGCUUCACCCGCUUUUACACUCUGAGAAUCCAGGUCGUGAUCUUGAAGGAUCAGAUGCAACUUCAGAGGAGCCAGAUAUGAGUAGUAGUAGUAGUGAUGAAGGAGUGGAGUCUGAUGUUAACAGCGAAAGUCAUGGAGAAGAGGGAGACGACAACAACAACAAAGAGGAAGAGGGGAAGAAGGAAGAGAAGGACGACGAAUGUAAAUCACCAAUCACAUGGACUGAGGCUGACCAAAAGAAUGUCAUGGAUCUAGGAAGUCUCGAGCUUGAAAGAAACCAACGGUUGGAGAGUCUUAUCGCCAGGAGAAGGUCUCGCAACAAUAUGAGAAUGAUGGCAGAGAGAAACCUGAUUGAUUUUGACUGUGCUGAUGAUGUUCCCUUUAAUAUGCCGCCAAUCUCAACCGCAAGGCUGAAUCCAUUUGAUCUUUCGUAUGAUGAUAUGGGACUACCACCUAUCCCUGGCUCUGCUCCGUCCAUUAUGUUCGCGAGGAGAAACCCGUUUGAUCUUCCGUACGAGCCAAAUGAAGAAAAGCCAGACCUCAAGGGUGACGGUUUCGAGGAAGAGUUCUCUUCUCCACAACGUAAGGAGCCAGUGUUCAGAAGACAUGAGAGUUUUAGUGUAGGUCCAUCAAUGCUCGGAGGAGGUCCUAGACAUGAUAGGCUACGACCUUUCUUCGUGCUGGAGAGACUAGCACAUGAGAGAGCGAGCUAUUAUCCAUUUGAAAGGCAGCUCAGUGAAGUGAGUGAAUCAAAAGUCAGUUCUGUACCUGAUACUGAAUCUGUCUGCACAAUCCUGGAGUAUGAAGAAAAGAAGGUGGAUGAGCAUGAUGCUGAUCGAGAAACAGAUUUAGCUAAAACUGAUAUGGCGUCUGACCAUGAUGAUGAAAAAGCUUCUGACCAUGAUGAUGAAAAAAGCCAUUCUUCAGAAGAUUCCGAUUUUGAUGAACAAGGUGAUAGCAAAAAUCUUCAUCAUCAUGUGGCUGAGAUAAUACUGGGAAGUGCAGAAACACAGGUUACUACACACCAUGAUCAAUCAAAUAUGACGGACGGAGAAACUUCUGAUAAGACAAAACAUGAUGAAGAGGCCUCCAGUGAUAGCGAUUCAUCUGUAUCAGAGAUGGAAGAAGAGAGAGCCAAUACUAAUGAGAAUGAAGCAAUGUUGAUUUCAGAGCAGAAAGCUGAUCUUCAUGACAAAUCAGGUACUUCUUCUGGAGGAUUAGAUAUUCACGUUGCAAGAGGGAUGGAGGGUGAUUAUCACCAUGAUGAAGCGCCUGCUUUCAUUACUGCACUCCCCUCGUUGGAGGAGUCAGCAAUUCAUGAGCUUUGUGAUUUGGUGGGUGACCACCACGAAAAACCUGUUUAUGAUUCGAGUCCUCCCUCAGCCAGUAGAAAUAAUGGCGAAGAAGUACAAGAAAAUGCAGAUAAUGAACGUGAAGUAUAUUCUGAAAGCAUAGGUUCUGGUGAGACUGAAACAAGUACAAGGGAAGUUGGAGAGAGUAGCACGCAUGUUACAGGAGAGGCAAGCCUUGUAUUUGAUGGUCAAAAGAACUCAACUGUUUCAGUGUCUGAAUUUGAGGAAGCCUUACUUGAUCCGUCCUCUCUACCUUUGGAUAAGAACGAGAAUGCUGAUCACCAGGAGGAUGGCUCUUUAUCUGUUUCUAGUCAAGAAGAUCUUGAAGAGCUGCAUGAAGAAGUGAAAGAGGCUGUAGAUACCAGAGCGCUAGAUGUUAGUGAAUCUUUGGGGGACUCGGUUUCUCCUACAGAAGAGGAAGUAGUAUCUACAGGGAUAGUUGAACAACAUCUUCAAGUUGAGCAUACAAGUUCACCUUGUGGAUAUGGUGACACGAUGGAGCAUGUGGCUACACUGGAAGAAUCACCUGAUGUGGUACAUGACAAAGCUGAAACUUCAGUAAACAGAGGAGUAGCUGAAGGCAUAAUGCAGGAGGAAGAGGAUCAACAAAAAGAUGAAGCCACUCCUCAAACAUCCAGUGCAGACAUACCAGUUGACAGCUACGCCACUUUGUCUUCUGGAGCAGUUGAGUAUGUUGAUACGCAUUCAUUUGAUGACGAAUAUGCUCCACAAGUGGAUCAAGAUCCAGUUCAGUCAUCAGUUUCUGAUGCCAAGGAAGAAACACACCCCAACCAAACUAUGGAUAUUGAAGUAGACUGUGUGAAUACUAGUGCACAAAAUGUGGGAUCCGAAGAAACGACUCCAUUUGAAUCAGAUAGAGAACCGACCUGGUCAGAUAAAUCAGUGGUUGAACAAUCAUCCCUUGAACCUGGUGAAGAUCAAAUACCAGCACGUGAAGCUCCUGUUAGUGUGGUCUUUUCCCGCAACAUCACUUUCCACGAAGAUCACGAUGCUCCUGAGGAUACAGCCGAGUUAUCUUGUUUGACAUCUGACACAUCCUCAUCUCCGGCAGAGUCUCCUGAGUACGAAACACCUAUGGUUGGUGAAGGCUCGAAGGCGGACUUCUUCCAAGAAACUGUUAAUGAGGGGCUUGACCAUGAAGUCGAGCGGUUAGAUCAGCUUACAGAUUUACGUGCAAUAUCUCAAAGUCCUCCUGAAGUUAUCACCGAAGAAGCAGAGCGGUUAGAUCAGCUUACAGAUUUACAUGCAAUAUCUCAAAGUCCUCCUGAAGUUAUCACUGAAGAGGCAGGCGAGAUAAAAGAGAUUGAUGAAGAAGGAUUGUUGUCUGAACUUGACACGAGUUUAGACUUCAGUGCUAAAGAAGUUGUGCCAAAUUCUGAACCUGAGCCAUCUUCAAUAGGAUCAGACACUGCUAAUGAACAGACGGAAGCUCUGCCUGUUCUUGAAGCGGGAUCUGUUGAAGACAGAGAAUCUGCUUUCCAGCAGAUCCAUGAAGGAUCUGAGGUUGAGGAUGUUAUACUCCCAAGCACCAUUCAAGACCAGUUGGCUCAUGAAAACUCUGAAAACUCAACAGAGGCCAAGUCAGAUUUAACAGUGGUGGAAGCUACGUCGAAAGAUGAUCUAGAUACUGCUAUGAAUCAGGCUGUUGUAGAGAGCAUGGGCAAGCAACCAAUGUCGCCAGGAUCAGAUGGUGGGUCUGGAGAAACCAAACGUGCAGUUGAAAUGGAACCGUCAGGGUCUUUAGUUGAAGAAAGAUAUCUUGAUGAGACAAAUGUUCAUCUGACGAACACACCUGAGAAAGAAGAAGAGGAAAGUAGACCGAAAGAGAUAACCACAUCAUACGAUGCAUCGUCUAUAGAAGCUCGAUCACUGGAGGAAAUUCCAAAACCUUCAGAACCAAAGGAGGAGAUGGCAAUGGAAGUAAUCUCUGAAAGAGAGGUGGCACCCACAGAAGCCAUUGAGUCUAGUAAUGUAACACUAAGAAGCGAUGAAGUUGUGACUGAAGAAGCAAAAGCUGAGACCUCAAGCAACAUUGAUGGGAUUUUAGAGAGUCCUGAGUCCAAAGAAACUCCUGAAGAUUUAGGGGAAAGCAUCGCAGAGUAUAAAGUAAAGACAGAGGAGAAGAAGGGGAAGGGUAAGUCCGAUUCUUCAAGCUCAAGCUCUAGUUCAAGUGACUCAGAUUGAAAAAUAAUUCUAAGGGUAAUACAACUCAACUCCUAGUGAAUAUAUGUUUGUUACACGGUAAUGGUAGGCACUUCUUGGUUUUGUUUUAUCAUCAGACUGUGUGCUCUGUUUUAAAAGGGGCAGGAAGAAGCCGCUAUUCAUUUUUUGUACCAAGUUUUCUCCUUUUCCUGGUUUUGUGUGUGUGUGUGUGUGUUUUCCUUUUCUCGUGUUUCAGCUUCCAUAUUUAUUGAUUUGAUUGAUUUGUAUUUCUUGAUACUAUUCAGAGUUUUUUGUUUGUUUCAAGGUCUUUUGGUUUGUGACUUUUAAGUAUUUUCUCAUUUUUGGGGGGUCUGUUCUAAACUAUUUGUGAUGAGCCUGAGAAAAUGAGAAGUGUAUUGUUGUUUGGGUU
Messenger RNA from Raphanus sativus (radish), 4977 nucleotides. RefSeq lists its product as uncharacterized. The transcript is spliced from 3 exons. Bases 234 to 4589 code for a protein of 1451 amino acids. NCBI's taxonomy places the organism in Eukaryota, Viridiplantae, Streptophyta, Magnoliopsida, Brassicales, Brassicaceae. The record is from RefSeq and is a predicted model, not a curated record.